Messenger RNA from Eremothecium gossypii ATCC 10895, 1035 nucleotides. It is a transcript of the gene HIS2, whose product is annotated as histidinol-phosphatase. The record is from RefSeq and is marked provisional. The transcript has a single exon. NCBI's taxonomy places the organism in Eukaryota, Fungi, Ascomycota, Saccharomycetes, Saccharomycetales, Saccharomycetaceae. Bases 1 to 1035 code for a protein of 344 amino acids. Gene Ontology annotation, biological process: L-histidine biosynthetic process. Gene Ontology annotation, molecular function: histidinol-phosphatase activity. Gene Ontology annotation, cellular component: cytoplasm.
AUGUGUAGACGGACCUCGCAGAGGAACUUAAGGAUGUUCUCACACCACUCGCACUCCGGGGAGUAUGUGGCGCACGGGGCGGAUACGCUAGAGGCUGUGGUGGCGGAGGCGCUACGGCAGGGCUUCCACACGUACUGCCUGACGGAGCACAUGCCCCGCCUAGAUGAGGCAUAUCUCUACCCGGAGGAGCGGUCUGGGGCCGCGGCCAGGGAUUUGCGGGGGCUCGCGGAGUUGUUCGGGCGCUACGUGGAGCAUGCGGCACGGUUGCGGCAGCACGUGGACGGCAUGGCAGUUCUGGUGGGUAUGGAAGCGGAGGCGUGUGACCGGCAGCACGUUGCAUACGCCAAACGGCUGCUGCAGGACUUCGGCAGUCACGUGCAGUUCUGCGUGGGGUCUGUACACCAUGUGUAUGGGAUCCCGAUCGACUUCAGUCAGACGCUGUGGGAUUCGGCCCUGCAGCAAGCAGGUGGCAAUUUGAAACGGCUACUUGCCGAUUAUUUUGAUUGGCAGUACUACAUGCUGCGCGAGCUGCAACCAGAAGUUGUUGGGCACUUUGAUCUGAUCCGGCUGUAUCUGCCGCGUGACAGAUUUUGGGUCGAAUUAGGCACCGGCGCAGUUUCAGACACAUAUCUCGGGGGUAAUUGGACGCACAUUGCUUUAGUUUCUGCCCGCAUCGUUUCCCUGUGGGAGGAUGUGCAAUCUCGCGUGGUAAGAAACCUGGAGUAUAUUGCAUCGUAUGGAGGCUUAGUAGAGAUUAAUUCUGCAGGUCUCCGAAAAGGACUCGCGGAUCCAUACCCACAUCGCGAUGUUGCUCUUUUGGUAAAGCGGUAUGCGGGCGCGAGGUUUGUUUUGAGUGACGACGCACACAGUGUGUCACAGGUCGGCACCGAGUAUGUGCGUACGCUCGAAUAUGUAGAAAAUGUGUUACAACUGGAAGGACUGUUCUACCUAGCAGAGGCGAGCAGUGGGCCUACUGCGCUCGAGGCGAAAUACAUGAGUUUGCAAGAGAUAAAAGAGAGCCGCUUCUGGAAGUAG